AUGAGAUCGUCACCAAGAACCAACCGUCACUUCAGAUAUGCAGCUCUGAGUCUGUGAAACUGCAUAUCCAGCAUACAAAGAGAGGCAUACGAGCUCGAUCAUCAUGGGCAGCGCCUGCUCAAGGAAGAGAGGCCAGCUGGUCCAUGAGGACGAACUGUACAGUGUCAAGUUCUCCAAGAGCGGCAGCUUCAAAUGGCUGCUGCACACGCUGUCACGCAGCAGCUCCGACGUGCUCCGGAAGGCGCAGGGGCCUGCACCAGGCCGCCGCCCGUCGCUGGUGGAACUUUGCGUGGCCAGAGUCCGUCAGGACAUAAGUAGGUAUUCGGAUUUCUCCAUGCUGCCCAGGGAUCUUAGCCAGCAGAUUUUCAAUGAAUUGGUGGAGUGUAGCUACCUCACCGAGGAGUCGCUGGGAGCUUUUCGUGACUGUGCUUUGCAGGAUAUUUGUCUGGAGGAGUACCCUGGAGUGAAGGAUGCUUGGAUGGAAGUAGUCGCUUCUCAAGGGCAAUCCUUGCUAUCUGUUGACAUAUCUUGCUCCGAUGUGACUGAUAGUGGAUUGAACCUUCUCAAGGAUUGCUUGAAUAUGCAAAGUUUGGCAUGUAAUUACUGUGAUCAAAUCUCUGAACAGGGACUUAAAACAGUGUCAGGCCUCUCAAACUUGACAUCGCUGAGCCUUAAGAAAUGUUCUGCUGUUACCCCAGAAGGAGCAAAAGCCUUUGCAAACUUAGUUAAUUUGGUAAAUCUGGAUCUUGAGCGAUGUAUGAAUAUUCAUGGUGGCCUUGUUCAUUUGAAAGGUUUGACAAAACUGGAAACACUGAACAUGAGAUAUUGUAACUGCAUCACAGAUUCAGAUAUGAAGUAUUUAUCAGAUUUUACGAAUUUGAGAGAGUUACAACUAUCUUGCUGCAAAAUAAGCGACCGUGGUGUCUCUUAUCUGAAAGGUCUAUCCAAGCUAUCUCACUUAAAUCUGGAGGGCUGUGCAGUGACUUCUGCUUGUUUGGAGGUUAUAUCAGGAUUGGCCUCAUUGGUCUUGUUGAAUCUGAAUAGGUGUGGCAUAUAUGAUGAAGGCUGUGAGAACUUGGAAGGUCUUGUCAAAUUGAAGGUUCUUAAUUUAGGGUUCAACCGCAUUACAGAUGCUUGCUUGGUUCAUCUAAAAGAAUUGAUCAGUUUGGAGUGUUUGAACUUGGACUCAUGCAAGAUUGGCGAUGAGGGGCUACUACACCUGAAAGGCCUUUUGCAGUUAAGAAGUUUGGAACUGUCGGACACUGAAGUCGGGAGCAAUGGACUUCGUCAUCUCUCUGGUCUUCGCAACUUGCAUAGCAUGAAUCUUUCUUUUACAUUGAUUACGGAUAUUGGUUUGAAGAAAAUUGCUGGCCUGAAUUCACUGAAGUCAAUUAAUCUUGAUAAUCGUCAAAUCACAGACAAUGGCUUAGCUGCUCUUACAAGUCUCACUGGGUUAACGCACCUCGAUCUGUUUGGAGCUCGUAUAACUGAUUCUGGGACAAGCUGCUUCAGAUAUUUCAAAGGUCUACAGUCUCUCGAGGUCUGCGGUGGGUUGAUCACAGAUGCUGGAGUGAAGAAUAUCAAGGACCUCAAAGCUUUGACGUUGCUCAACCUAUCCCAAAAUGCAAACCUUACAGACAUAACCUUGGAGAUUAUUUCAGGCCUGACUGCUCUGGUCUCGCUGAACCUGUCCAACUCCCGGGUGUCCAACGCUGGCCUCCACCAUCUGAAGCCGCUGCAGAACCUGCGCUCACUGUUCCUGGAGUCCUGCAAGGUUACGGCGUGCGAGAUCAAGAAGAUUCAGCUGGCUGCCCUUCCCAACCUGAUAAGCGUGCGACCAGAGUAAUCUGGUAAUUGGCACCUUUGUCCGCCUGUACAUAACCACCUCAUAUGCUAGAGCAGGCAGAACGGCCCUGCAUGUCUGUACAUAGGUCUUUGAACUACGGGUCUGAUCUGAAUAGACCGAGAAGUAUUUACUUAUGCCGUCUGGUUACUUGCCAAAGCUGAUGCGAAGAAACAACUGUAAAUAUGUUUGUGCUUCCUCCGCAUUUGGGAUGGUAUGUAAUGGUACGUGUAAAUAUCUGGUGGUGUCACUAAACAUGUUUGCCUGCUGCUAUAUAGAUUUGUAUGAAUCAGGUUCGAUGUCAA
Lolium rigidum is the source of this 2148-nucleotide messenger RNA. Its product is annotated as EIN3-binding F-box protein 2-like. Gene Ontology annotation, cellular component: SCF ubiquitin ligase complex. Gene Ontology annotation, biological process: SCF-dependent proteasomal ubiquitin-dependent protein catabolic process. The record is from RefSeq and is a predicted model, not a curated record. The transcript has 15 exons. Bases 104 to 1846 code for a protein of 580 amino acids. NCBI's taxonomy places the organism in Eukaryota, Viridiplantae, Streptophyta, Magnoliopsida, Poales, Poaceae. Gene Ontology annotation, molecular function: protein binding.